AUGAAGCUAAUCCCUACCCUCUUGUCCUGCUUAACGGUAUGCAGCAGUGUCCUCGCUGCCACUGAAGACCCCCUCAAUUACAGGAAUAUCAAGCCCUCCUACGUUGCUCCAAAACUCUCCAACACAACGACGCUUCUGGAAUUUAUCAGAUCCCGCUCAGAUUUGAGUAGACUCUCUGAAGCGCUAGACAAAGUCGGCGGCUUCUCGGAAGCAUUCAGCACGGAUCCCACCUGGAAAUUUACUUUCUUCGCCCCGAACAACGAUGCCUUUGAGAAGAAUGUGGGCAGAUAUUUCAACACGUUCGAGUCUACUCCGUAUGGCUACCCGACAGAGUCGUUUCGCCGGUUACUGACUGUUCAUAGGAAAGGGAAAUGGUGGCUGGGGAAUACCAUCCUACAUCACUACGUUCCCAACACAAACUUAAAGUCCUCCAAUUUCAAUGGAACUUAUCAGCAAUUCCAGACUGCGACUUUUCUAUAUGUCGGAGCUGAGGUUCAGAAGGGGAAUCUUCUCCUGAACAAAGUCGCUACUGUAGUAGAAAAGGAUAUUGCAGUUACACAGGGCGUCGUUCACAUUAUCGAUCGUAUCCUUGACCCCUCUGCUCAGAUCUUUGAGGGUGAUCUGUCUCGAAUCUCGCAGGCCUUUAUUCCUGGUAGUUGCUCGAACCCGAAUCUUCCAUACUGCUGA
Messenger RNA from Aspergillus lentulus, 687 nucleotides. The record is from RefSeq and is a predicted model, not a curated record. Lineage: Eukaryota; Fungi; Ascomycota; Eurotiomycetes; Eurotiales; Aspergillaceae.